GUUCUCUUAAUCCGAGAGCAUCCAUUUUUUAUGUACGCAGGCUGCUCAGUGACGGAGCGCAGACACGAAACCUGGUCAUUUUUAUUAAAAUAAAAAAAUUGUUAAAAUAAUUAAAUAAAUAAAAACAGGGGGGAAAAAACCGUGCGGGGAAAAAAUACAGCGUACCUGCGUGUGCGCGUGUUUGCGAGAAGAAGCGCGUGCGACCUUAUAAUAAAUAACCCGAGAGAAGGAGAGAGGGGGAAAAAACCGUCGUGUCGUUUACACCACCUUUCUGUCGGAUUUGUGUGUGCCCGCGCCAACAAUAAAAAGAAAUGUCUGCUCCAGCCGCCGCCGGCGCCCCUGCCCCUGAGGGAGGGAAUCAGCCUCCUCCCAACCUGACCAGCAACCGCCGCCUACAGCAGACACAGGCUCAGGUGGACGAGGUGGUGGACAUCAUGCGCGUAAACGUGGAUAAAGUUCUGGAGAGGGACCAGAAGCUCUCAGAGCUGGAUGACCGAGCCGACGCGCUGCAGGCUGGAGCCUCUCAGUUCGAGACCAGUGCCGCUAAACUGAAGAAUAAAUACUGGUGGAAGAAUGCCAAGAUGAUGAUAAUCCUGGGGGUGAUAUGUGUGAUCGUGCUCAUCGUCAUCAUCGUCUAUUUCAGCACCUAAAGGGCGAGUUUCCUACCCCACCCUGUGCCCCAUUCACAACUAUUCAAUCUCUACCCAACAAACGAGUGUAAAUCUGUGCCCUCGAUGACUCUCCCUGUAUGGACCCCGGUCUCUCUGCGUCCCCACGUCCAGCCUCUGAGCGUGUGUGUGUGUGUGUGUGUCCUCUGUAAAUACCUCCCGCUUUUCUGAGAUCUCUGAAAGCAGACGGUAAUCCCGGUAAAUCUCUUGGUGUGUGUACGACUCGUCCUUAUUUGUAGAGUUUUAUUUGUAGAGUUCGUGUGUGGGUGUGCGUUUGUAUUAUUAUUCUUUUAUUUUUUAUCGUUUUCUUUUUUGUAUGACUUCUUUGGCUUGAAAAAACUGCCUAUGAAUCUGUGUGUAUAUACCGCACGACGUGUGUCAGUUCUAUACUAUGCUUGUAGUUUACUUCUUUAACCGAGAUACUCUUCCAGAAUCCACUCUCUCUCUCUCUCUCUCUCUCUCUCUCUCUUUCCGUGCAUCCGUAUUUCUUUCUUUCUGUUCAACAAUAGACUUUUGUAAACUGCCACAGAAAUGAUUUGGACCAAUGGUGAUAGAUUUAUAUUUUUAUUAAGUCUGUAGUGUCUUAUCUCUUAAACAUUCCUUUAUGGCAGGGUAGAAGGCUGCUGUCUGUACCAAGCAAACACAUACAGGAAUCUUUUACAAACAGUCUGUAAUUGGCAAAAACAGCAGACGCUCAUGACCAAUACGAUUAAAGGGGAAUCAGAUUGCACAAGAACCUCGUUUUUGAUGGCGCUUUUAAACCGAAUUAUUACAAUAAUCAAUAAAAAGUCCAGCUGAGCUGCCAGCAAAAUGAAAAGCACACUGCUCACUAGGGUUUUCGUUAGAUUUUAGGAUUGUAUGUAGGAAUACAAGAUAUUUGUCAUCAUUUGCAGGUGGACAAGGGACCAGAUCAUCACCUGGACUGUGUGUGUUGAUUUUAGCUGUCUAGUUUACACACUGCCAAGCACCUGGGGGGAAUUUUUUUUUGUGUUUUUUUUCCGUCCCUUUAUGUCCACACUGCUUGGUUUGCUUUUAUGCAUAGAAUGAUAUAACAAAAUGCUCCACCUACACACACACACACACACACACAAACACACACACACAGACACACACAGACACACACACACCGGACUCCAGUCACGUAGGACCGAUCUGUCAGCAUGAAAUGAGCCCGUGAUGAUGUGUGGAGCCACACGUGAUCAUUUACACACACACACACACACACACACACAGACACACAAUUUCCCCAUCCGUUCUGUUCAUUUAUCCCCUCCCCCACAGCCAUAUGUACAGUUCGCCAUUGGAUUAAGUGACAAGGACUAAGCAGGCGAAAGCUACUGUGGUUUACAGAAAUAAGACUUUGUGUGUAUGUGUGUGUGUGUGUGUUGAGGAGGUGCCAUCUUUCACAUUAUUAAUCAUGAUAUUUCUUAAGGAAGAGUGGCACAAAAAUCCCGGUUGCUGUCAUUCCGCCUGUUAUUGCAGUAGUCAUAUGGUGAUAUAUAGUGAUAUAAAACCCCCUGAAACUGUGCUGCUCAAUCACGCUAGCUUACUAACACCUAGCCUCCACUUUAGCUAAUUCCCGUGUAGCGUGACGUCACUCAGACUGUAUAAAGAUCAGGAACAGUGAAGAGAAUCAUUGUGUUUACUAUAAAUACUCUAAACAUGAGAAGUUGAUUGCUGACUAACUAACUCGCUAGCUUAAUGUGAAUUUUAGAGCUUUAACUCAUUUUUGUGACUCAGAUGACAAAUUAACAUUUGGUUAAAUAAUAUUUUUCUUGUAUUUUUUCUUGCAGUUGGUUAGUUGUAUUUACCUCCAUGCUGGAACUAUGCUAACUAGCUUGCUAGCUGCAGCUCCAUCCUAUGGAGGUCUGCUAUCAUUUCCAGUUGAAAUUUUGUUUUAUUUUACUGUUUCAGUCCAACUGUCUGGAGCAGUUUUUGUUUUAAUCAAUGUUCAGCUAUGAAUCCCAGAGCAGAAUAGAUUUAAACCCACCAAAGACCUUGUUGUCUUGCUAAUGCUGCCAAACUGCCAUCAAAAACGGGUUCAGGGACAAAAAACCUUUUCCUUUAACACCUCACCCUUUUCACCAAUCUGCUGAUCCAUCAGGAUUAGCUGUGGACCUAAUUCAAGAAUCAUACAUGAUGAUGAUGAUGAUGGUGAUGAUGAAGGUGUCUGCUAGUCUUAGCCACUCAACACUGAUAGCACAACUCCGUUAUUUCUCCUUUCUCCCCUCGUGAUGCUGAUUUAUUUGUAGCUGUAAAAAAAAGAGAAAAGAAAAGAAAAGACUCUGUAGUGUUCAGUGUUGUGCUGUGGGGUGGAUCUGGGGGACGGGGGUCCCAUUUCUUCAGGUACAUCCAAAUCCCACAUCUGUAAAUUCGGCUGAUUUGUUUAGCAUGGGGUAGGACUCGUACACGACUGACAAAUCACCUAAAGGUUUAGAAGCGUAAUUAAUUACAAAAAAAAGGAUGUAUGUGUGAUUGACUUGAUUUCUGUUCCCUUUGUGAAGGUGUGUGUGUGUGUGUGUGUGUGUGGAGGGGGAACAGGCACGGGUAACUUCACCGCUCCAGUCUGGUUCAGUUUGUGCAUCUUCUUGUGCGUCAUCAGAGGGAAAUUUUCAAAAAUGUUUAAGAAAAAUAAGGACGCAGAACUCCGUGGGAUUGACUGUAACAUUUUGUCGUCCCACACGUGAUGUACUUUUGCUUUAAUUUGACCUUAUUUGAUAUAUUCUUUUUUUUUAGAUUUUAGUAAGGGCCACUUCAGGGAGCAGUGGGUCAGCAGUGUUGCUGUGGGGAAAGAGGAGUGAGUUCGAUUUAUUUUUCUUUUUAAUAAGAGUGAACGGGUGAGGCGAAAUAAUCGGACGAUGUCUAUGUAAGAGAAACUGGAAAAAAGAACAGUGGUGUAGGAAGAUGCAGGCUGCAUGUUUGUGCGACAGAAACAUAUCCGAGAGGCAAUACGUGAAGGUUCUUCAGGCAUCUGGGUCACGAUGGAUGUCUCGUAGUAGCAAAUAAAAUUGAGGGACAGGAUCCUAAAGACGUUUCGGUGUCAUCAUGCUCUCUCUUUGUAGCUAGCAGCUAAUUAGAAUAUUACUGAUGUCACACUUGACCAAUCACAGGAGGUUCUUGUCCGCUGGGAUGUUUAGAAAUUCACUUGGUCUGCGUCAAAAAUAAUCUAAAUAAUAAACAAUCCAAACCAUAAUGAUGUCAUUAUGAACAUGGAAGAAAUCCUCUGUGUACAUCAGAUACCGCUUAAGCUCCUCAGAUCAUCUGGUCUGCUGGAAUCGCUACUAUGAGACAGAACCAUGAGCCUGGUUUCUGAAACUAUUUCUGUUUCAUUUCUAUUUAAUUCAGAAGCGUAGCUUUGCGUCUCCUCUGUUCGUCUGGCCUUUUCGGAGGGACCUGGCGGGACGAACAUGGGCAACGCGGCCUACAAAGCCAGAUUUUAUUUAUUUAUUUAUUUAUUUACUUACUUACUUACACUAUCCACAUACUCGUCUUCAUCUUUAAUGUUUUGGAUAUUAAACAAGGCGAAGUACAACCUUACCGCAAAACCGUCCGGUAAUCAGACAUCUACGGAAACAGUGUAGAGUAAAUCUGUCAAUGUCUAAUUAUAUCGAUGAACAUCUUGGGAUUAUAUAUAAAUAUAUAAAUAUAUAAAUAUACAUAUAUAUACUGGGGAAAAUAAUGACAUUAUGAUGACCUGUGUUUAUUGUUCCGAGUUAGAAAUUACAAUGUGUGUGUUUGAAAACAAUGGCAAUGUUCAACAUAAAUUAAAUAUAUGGUUAAAAAAAAGA
Messenger RNA from Hemibagrus wyckioides, 4456 nucleotides. It is a transcript of the gene vamp2, whose product is annotated as vesicle-associated membrane protein 2. The record is from RefSeq and is a predicted model, not a curated record. The transcript is spliced from 5 exons. Gene Ontology annotation, molecular function: SNAP receptor activity; syntaxin-1 binding. Lineage: Eukaryota; Metazoa; Chordata; Actinopteri; Siluriformes; Bagridae. Gene Ontology annotation, biological process: vesicle fusion; SNARE complex assembly; vesicle-mediated transport. Bases 312 to 650 code for a protein of 112 amino acids. Gene Ontology annotation, cellular component: SNARE complex; plasma membrane.